ACAUUAAUAUUGGGGUCAGUUUCAUUAUUAAGGUCUAACAGAUUGGUUUGCAUCUGAGUUCAUUAACACCAUAGUUACUGCAGCGAGGUAGGUAAUAAAAGACAAAGAAUGGGUACAGGAGGAGGUGAUUCCAUGUUCAUCACGGACAUGAUGAAUGUAGACGCUGAAGAUAAACCGAACAACACUCAAGAACUUUUUAUGCUUGAAGAUUACAACCAGCGUAUCGCUAAUUCAAUAAUCAUGAUCAUCAUCACUAUCGUUGGAAUUGUCGGCAACACUCUGGUCAUCGUAGCCGUCAUCCUAUCCCGAAAACUGCAAUCAUCAACCAAUUGGUUCAUCGUCAACUUGGCCUUGGCCGAUUUCUUAACAUGUCUCAUGUUACCAUUUAAUGUAGUUGCCAUGUUGAGUCGUUCUGGUUGGCCACUUCCCAACUGGAUCUGUGCCACCAGUGCGGCGGUGUUUUUCAUCUGUCUUGGUGCCAGCGUCAUGACGUUAGCCCUCAUUGCCUACAAUCGUUGGUAUCUCCUGACGCAACCCAUUGUGAAGUUCAUGAAGCUCUACAAACCACCGAAAGUCUUUUUAAUGUUGCUUGCUGCUUGGAUGUAUCCAUCGCUCUUGGUUCUAGUGCCUUAUUUCGCUGGGCUGGGAAUAUUGGGAUACUCCAAGGAAUACAAGACAUGUUCACAAGAUACGUCACUCCCGACCUCGGAUAUAUACAGUUUAACUGCAGGGGCGUGUGUGAUCUUUCCAAUCUUUAUCAUUAUCGUUGCCAUCUACAUUCGAAUCUACAUCUUCGUGUCCAGGCAAUCGUCAGCUAUGGCCAAGACUCGUCGCAAUGAAGGCAUCACUUUGGAGAGUAGUUCUUCGAAGAUUUCCUCUACAAAAACUACCAAUACAUCGGAUACACCCGAACAAGCUGGACCAAAUGUGGAAACGGUUUUAGAGUACACAAUUAAAAGCUCCGAAAACGGUGCAAAUGACGUAGCACCUGGAAACUUGUCAAAGAGUAAACAUCAGCCUCGUUGGUCUGUCAAGAGUUUCAAUCCGAGAGCUUCAAACCCUUCAAUUAGAAAAAGUGAUGAAGGUAAAUCUCAACGGCGCGUCAACAAGUACCAUGUAACUGUCACCAAACGUUUAGCCAUUGUUGUCCUGGCAUUCUUCCUCUGCAUGCUUCCUUUUGGUAUCAAUGUUGUUCUUCCUGGCAGCGCCGACAUGGCUGUUCCUUGGACUGCGUUACUCACGACCGUCAAUAGUUGCAUCAAUCCUCUGAUCUACGCCAGGACAAUGCCGGAGUUUCGUAAGGUGAUGUGGGCCAUUAUCCGGUGUCGCUUUCAAGAAAUUCCGGAGCCACUUGCUUGCAUUCGUCGUCAACGAUUUUAAGAGAGCAUGAUGGCAUUGUCAAAAAAGUUGAAUAACACGAAGUGGCCUAUCUUGCCUAGAAUCAAAAUAAGUUACUUCACUGCCGAACGAUACGUAUAAACAUUAAGAAAACACAUAUCGGCAACCCACCAAAUAUGACAUAAGGGAAAAAAGAAGCAAGUCACAACAAUUUUAUUUGCUGUAAAGAAAACAAAAGCACUCCGCCAUUAAUGUGAACUUUUAAACUCAAAUCACCCACGCGCUACUCUCAUUAUGGUUAUACAGUGCGUAUCAAAAAAAAGUUUACACUUUAAAAAAAUCUUGUAAAAUUAUACAUUUGUAAUAUCCUGAAGAUUUUUCCACAUUUUAACAUUGGUACAGAUUCAUUUAAGCAAAUGACGAGAUAACUGUCGAAAAAUAUUUCCGCUUGAGUGAGCACCACUUACUUUUGAAAAGUUAGUGAAAAAUUAUUUGCGCAGAACUUUGAAAUAGUUAUGCGAAUAAAACUGAAGUACACCUUAAUCAUAAAGAACAUUGAUUUGAAGAUAUUUUUUACCUUUUUUAACUUGUUUCCUUGCUCAAAACACUAUGAAGAGUGCAUUGUGCCCCACCCCACUCCCCCACACACCGAGGCCAUCGUGACGAUAUUUGAUUUACACUGAGCUGUGAUUUACAUGAAAUGGCUUAGGCUUGAUUUUCAUUUUGUUAAUCAUUGUCAAGCUUGGGAAAAGUGUGGAGAAACAAGUAUUAAAUGAAAAAUGAAAUGUAAACCCACUUUAAAUGAUAAAAACUUAGUGAAAAAAUACUGGAGAUCAUGUCUGAUAUAAACUUUUGUUCAGAUUCAGUUAUGUCCUCAGAUCCAGCUGGCGCAAAAAGGGUAAAGGUUGUGCUUACUAGGUGUUGGAAUUUCAAUUUGGGUGGCAAAAUUGUUACAAAAUGUUUGAAUGUAUCCGUUUUAUUUCAAUUGACUAAAAGUGCAAGGGAAAUGUAUGAGAAAUGUUUCGCAGGAUAAGUUUGAUUUCGCCCUUUCCCCUUGACACAGCGUGAAAACAAGCAUUUCUGCGCAAACAGAUUUCUGCGAGCUAUACAAAAAUGGAGAGUGCUCACUCAAGUAUAACAUUCUGUCAAAACUUUUACUUUCAUUGGAUAGAUGAGACCCAAACCCAAGAUUGUAAAAAAAAAAUUACACACAUGUUGUAUAUUUUUUAAUUCCCAGGGCUUUUUCAAAGUGUAAACUUUUUUUUGAUACGCACUGUAGUACGUACUUCUUAGCAGGAAUUAAAGUGAAUUUAAGUAUAACAAAAUGAAAUUCUGAAGGUACGUUUAAAACACAAACUACAGUUUAAUGCAAAAGAUUUAGUAAUGUGUUAGUAGAUU
This is a messenger RNA of Lytechinus pictus (painted urchin), 2736 nucleotides long. Its product is annotated as 5-hydroxytryptamine receptor 1F-like. The transcript is spliced from 2 exons. Gene Ontology annotation, cellular component: plasma membrane. Gene Ontology annotation, biological process: phospholipase C-activating G protein-coupled receptor signaling pathway; positive regulation of cytosolic calcium ion concentration; cell-cell signaling. NCBI's taxonomy places the organism in Eukaryota, Metazoa, Echinodermata, Echinoidea, Temnopleuroida, Toxopneustidae. The record is from RefSeq and is a predicted model, not a curated record. Gene Ontology annotation, molecular function: alpha1-adrenergic receptor activity. The coding region runs from base 109 to 1380 and encodes 423 amino acids.